Molecule: messenger RNA, 621 nt
Organism: Penicillium daleae
Lineage: Eukaryota; Fungi; Ascomycota; Eurotiomycetes; Eurotiales; Aspergillaceae
Gene: ura6
Product: uridylate kinase ura6
Exons: 2
Coding region: 1-621 (206 amino acids)
Biological process (GO): UDP biosynthetic process; CDP biosynthetic process
Cellular component (GO): cytoplasm; nucleus
Molecular function (GO): ATP binding; UMP kinase activity
Source: RefSeq, a predicted model, not a curated record
AUGGCUCCUACAUCCCCCCGCUUCUCCUCGGAGGAGGUAACAGUCGUCUUCUUCCUCGGCGGACCAGGAAGCGGCAAAGGCACCCAAUCCGCCAACCUAGUCAAAGACUACGGCUUCGUCCACCUCUCCGCAGGCGACCUCCUCCGCGCCGAGCAACUCCGCGAGGGCAGCCAAUACGGCGCCAUGAUCAAAUCAUACAUCACCGAGGGCAAGAUCUCACCGUCAACCUCCUUUCCAACGCGAUGCGCGACUCGCUCGACACCAACCCCCGCCCCGGGCACCAAGGCGCGCUUCCUGAUUGAUGGGUUCCCACGGAAGCUGGAUCAGGCUGUUUUCUUUGAGCAGACGGUUUGUCCGUCGGAGUUGGUGCUGUUCUUGGAUUGUCCUGAGGAUGUGAUGGAGGCGCGGCUGUUGAAGCGCGGGGAGACGAGUGGGCGGGAUGAUGAUAAUGCGGAGUCUAUUCGCAAGCGGUUUAGGACUUUCGUUGAGACUUCGAUGCCUGUUGUUGAUGAUUUUGAGGCUAAGGGGAAGGUUGUUAAGGUCCAGGCUACUGGGUCUGUGGAGGAUGUUUAUGCUGAGGUGAAGAAGGGUAUUGAGGAGCGUGGUGUGCAUGCUCGUUAA